AAUUCCACCUGAUGCAAGCGAUAAAUAUAUUACAACUUUAAAAGAUAAUAAGUGUAACAACUGUCAAAGCGAUAAGCAUUUGUUAUCGUAUUAUGUUAAACAAAAUAAAUUUUUUUUUAAAAUGUUAGACGGAAUAAGAAGUAAAAUAUUUGUUUCUAAGCCGGCAUUUAUUCACGAAGACGAGAAGUGUAUGGUUUUCGAAGAACAAUUCAACCCUCAAGCUCCCAUACACUUUCUGGUUGUGCCUAAACAAAUGAUAUCACACCUAGCAACAGCCUCAGGUGAAGAUGAAAAAUUAUUAGGGCAUUUAAUGCUUAUAGCGGGAAAAAUAGCUGAACAAAAAGGAUUACUACAAAAUGGUUUCCAUGUGAUGGUUGAUGAAGACUACAAGACAUCGAGAUUUAAAUGCUUACAUGUAUUUGGCAGAGCACUUCAACAUAUGAUAUGGCCAAUUGGACCUGCAAGUAGACUUUAAGAUAAAAAUAAUACAAUACAAUUAUACAAAUGUAAAAUUAUUUUUGAAUCUAUAUAAGUAUGAAGAAUAUAUAUGUAUAUAUUCAUAAAGGUUGCUUCAUAAAGGAUGGAUUACAAAUAAAUAAUAUAAAAAGUUA
Messenger RNA from Nymphalis io (European peacock), 611 nucleotides. RefSeq names its product adenosine 5'-monophosphoramidase HINT1-like. Gene Ontology annotation, cellular component: cytoplasm. Lineage: Eukaryota; Metazoa; Arthropoda; Insecta; Lepidoptera; Nymphalidae. The record is from RefSeq and is a predicted model, not a curated record. The transcript is spliced from 3 exons. Gene Ontology annotation, molecular function: hydrolase activity. Bases 122 to 475 code for a protein of 117 amino acids.